Messenger RNA from Caenorhabditis sp. 36 PRJEB53466, 1055 nucleotides. The record is from the annotation of a GenBank genome assembly. NCBI's taxonomy places the organism in Eukaryota, Metazoa, Nematoda, Chromadorea, Rhabditida, Rhabditidae.
AUGGCAGAGCAACACAUUAACAUCCCGACCCACCAGUUUUCCACGUAUGCAACAGUCAUCGAUCCACCGAGACAAGUGACUGCUACUCAUCCAGACGAAUUGGCAGUCACCUCUCCAGAUCAUCCUGCACCAGCUCCAAUCGCUUCCACUCCAGUUCGUGUACCGUACCCGUCCUCUGCUCCGCCGGCAGCUGUUCCUGCUCCUACACCUGCGCCACAGCCCUCUGCCGCGCCACCAUCUGCCCCAAAGAGAAUGGCUCUUGCUCCAUCGACCACCAAAAACUACAAGCAGAAACGGACUUUCAAGGUGGAUGUUUUCUUUGACUUUCUUCAAAUUUCCAAUUUUUAGGUGAUCAUAGUGGGAAAUGCUGCAGUCGGAAAGACGUGUCUCUCCUUCCGUUUCUGUUGUGGACGGUUUCCGGAGCACACAGAAGCAACGAUAGGAGUGGACUUCAGAGAGCGAAGUUGUGUCAUCGAAAACGAAUUACUAAGAGUGCAAUUGUGGGACACUGCGGGACAAGAGCGUUACCGACAGUCGAUUGUGGCUCAUUACUAUCGGAAUGUGAACGCCGUCGUGUUCGUUUACGAUGUGACAUGGUACGCUGCCGUUAGAAUUCGGGAAUCUUCCUUUUUCCAGCAGAGAAUCCUUCAACGAUCUGUCAUUGUGGAUAAAGGAAUGCGAGAAGCACGGACUUGUCGGAGACAGCGAGGUUGAGAUUGCAUUUUGUUAAUCUGUUUUUGAAUUUGCUGUUCCUACAGGUGCCACGCAUUCUUAUCGGCAACAAGUGCGACGUGGAAAGUACGAACAGAGUUUCCACGGACGAGGCACAGAUGUUCGCCGAUCGCAACAACAUGGCGUUGUUCGAGACGUCUGCAAAAUCGGCAUCGGAAGCGGAUCACGUGGAAUCGAUCUUCCUGACUCUUCUUCACAAACUACAACAAAGCAAGCCAAUGCACGUGCAAUCUCACGAUGAACGUCAUCAAAAAGAGCAAGAACGGCUGAUUCUGAAGGCUAACGAAGCUGCGAAUCUGGAGGAGGAGGGAUACUGUUGCUAA